Lactuca virosa is the source of this 408-nucleotide messenger RNA. NCBI's taxonomy places the organism in Eukaryota, Viridiplantae, Streptophyta, Magnoliopsida, Asterales, Asteraceae. The record is from the annotation of a GenBank genome assembly.
AUGGCUAGAUAUCUGCAAGACAAAAGUAUUGAUGAGCUACAGACACUUUUAUCUGACCAAGGAGCCUAUCAACAGUUCUUGCUUUCAAUUGAUCCUGUAAGAACUCAGAAUAAUGUACGAGAUGAGCUUAAGAAAGAAACCCUGCAACUUGCUUCAUCUGCUCAAGAAAAGUUACAUGAGCUCAAGAAAAAAACCCAACUCCUUCAAUGUUACUCCUCGGGUUCCUUGCUAAACAAGCUACAAGAGUGUAUGAAUAAAACGGAUGAGGAAUCAGAAAUGCUACAUGAACAGCUUCUUGGAAAGGAGAUUGAUGUUGUGACUUUUACUAAAAAGUAUAAACAACUUCGGAUUAAUUACCAUAAAAAGUCUCUCACCUAUCUUGCAGCCAAGACUAGUGUCGUUGGCUGA